AACAAACAACACUAGCACAGCACGCGGCUUCUUCUACUUUUGACAACAAGCACCACCACCACGGCCCCAUCGCCACUGACCACAACAGCAACCACAACAGCAGCAAAAUAACGGCAAAACCCCACAAAGUCUCACCAGCCCAUAGGGAGACGCGGUAAUCGGUACUACUACUACUGCUACUACUAACCCACUCUUUCACGCGCGCCGGCUGCUUCGAAAGAGAGCCUCUCGCGCUUUCAUCUGAGUCGCAGUUGCAGCAAUAUCCAGUGCCCGACCCACUUCCCACGCAUAUACCCGAUCUCCUACACCGGUCUUCGCCAUGUCUUCCGACGAGUCCAUGUUCGACGGCGGUGACGACGACAGUGUAUUUUCGGAGUCCAUAGUCGAGAAGCCCACAAAGAAAGCCGCCGCUGCACCUGCGAAGAAGGCAGCAGCGCCAAGGAAACCGGUAGCACCAAAGACCACCACCGCCGCAAAGAAACGAGCAGCGCCCGGCGGCAGCGAGGAUGAGUCCGGCGCCUCAAAGAAGCCACGGAAGGCCCCCGUAAAGAAGGCGGCCCCCAAGGCGAAGACUAAGGCGAAGGAUUCGGACGACGACGAUGCGGACGCUCUGGAUUUCGAUGAUGAGGCGGAUGAGGAGCUGGGGGCCGCGAAUGGGAAGAAAAAGGCGUCGGAUACGUAUCAGAAGCUCACGCAAUUGGAGCACAUCUUGAAACGUCCCGACACGUACAUCGGAUCGGUCGAGCAAACAGAAAAGCAGAUGUGGGUGUUCGACUCGGCAACCGAGAAUAUGGCGUGGAAGACCAUCACCAUGGUUCCCGGUCUGUACAAGAUCUUCGACGAAAUUCUGGUGAAUGCUGCCGACAACAAGAUUCGUGAUGCAAAGAUGGACACGCUCAAGGUCACCAUCGAGAAAGAAAAGAAUGAGGUGUCGGUCUACAAUAAUGGAAGGGGUAUUCCUGUCGAACUCCACGACAAGGAAAAGAUUUGGGUUCCCGAGUUGAUCUUCGGGCACCUUCUCACUUCAUCGAACUACGACGACGACGAGAAGAAGGUCACCGGUGGUCGCAACGGUUACGGUGCUAAGCUUUGUAACAUCUUCAGUACGGAGUUCACCUUGGAGACCGCACACAAGGACUCCAAGAAGAAGUACAAGCAGACAUGGACGAACAACAUGGGUACAAUGGGGAAGGCUGCUGUCACCAGCAACGGGAAGGGGGAGGAGUACACCAGGAUCACCUUCAAGCCCGACCUGGCGAAAUUCGGAAUGUCCGAAAUGGACCAGGAUCUGGAAGAUAUCAUUAAGCGACGAGUGUACGAUAUGGCCGGUACGAUCAAGAACGUCAAAGUCUUCCUGAACGGCCAGCGAAUCGUCAAGGUCAAAAAUUUCAAGGCCUACUGUGAAAUGUAUGUCAAGGCCCUGCGCGAGGAGAGCGACGGCGAUGACAAGAUGGAAAUCAUCCAUGCGGUGGUCAACGAUCGCUGGGAGAUUGCGUUCGCUGUGAGCAACGGUAGUUUCCAGCAGGUUUCGUUCGUAAACAGUAUUGCCACCACCUCGGGCGGUACCCACGUCAAUUACGUUGCAGACCAACUCUGCGCAAAACUCGAGACGCACAUCAAGAGGAAGAACAAGACUGGAGCCGCCGUGAAGAAUGCCCAGAUGCGGAACCACUUUUUCCUGUUCGUCAACUGCUUGAUCGAGAACCCGGCGUUCACGUCGCAGACGAAGGAGCAGUUGACCACCAAGGUGUCGGCUUUCGGCAGCAAGUGCGAAUUGCCCGAGGACUUUGUCAAGAAGAUUGUCAAGACGGAGGUCAUCAAUAAUAUCAUCGAGUUUGCCAACAUGAAGGCAGACAAGGCCCUCAAGCGAGCGGAUGGAGGCAGGCGCACCAGAAUCCACAACCCUAACUUGACGGAUGCCAACAAGGCCGGCACCAAGCACAGUGAUGAAUGUGUUCUGAUCUUGACCGAAGGUUUGUCGGCCAGCGGCAUGGCAAGGACCGGUAUCGCCUCAAUCAGCGGACACGAUCGAUACGGUGUUUUCCCUCUCCGUGGUAAAGUUCUGAACGUCCGAGACGCGUCGCACGACCAGAUCGCGAAGAACGCCGAAAUCACCCAACUAAAGCAGAUUCUCGGGCUCAAGCACAAGCAGAACUACGAGACAACCAAAGAUCUGCGCUACGGACACAUCAUGAUCAUGACCGAUCAGGAUUACGACGGCAGUCAUAUCAAGGGGUUAUUGAUCAAUUUUUUUGAAGCCCAAUUCCCGAGUCUUCUCAAGAUCCCCAACUUCUUGAUCGAGUUCAUCACCCCUAUCGUCAAAGUGUACAAGGGAAACCUGAAAAAACCAACAAAACAACUCAGUUUCUUCACCCUUCCGGAAUACGAAUACUGGAAAGAGCAGAAUCAGGAAUCCGGCUGGAGGCACAAGUACUACAAGGGUUUGGGUACCUCCGGCGACGAGGACUCGAAGAUCUACUUUGCGGAUCUCGACAAACACAUGAAGUACUUCGAGCCUAUGAAGGAGGACGGAAAGAAGCUUAUUGAGCUUGCAUUCUCCAAGAGCAAGGCCGACGAACGCAAGGAAUGGCUGCGCACCUAUGUGCCGGGUACUUACCUGGAUCACUCGGUGGACAUGAUCACGUAUCCGGAUUUCGUCAACAAGGAGCUGAUCCUGUUCAGUGUUGCUGACUGCGCGCGAUCAAUCCCGUCCGUUGUCGAUGGGUUGAAACCAGGUCAGCGGAAGAUCUUAUUUGGUUCGUUCAAGCGAAACUUGAAGAACGAAAUCAAGGUUGUUCAGUUGGCUGGUUACGUCUCUGAGCACACUGGUUACCAGCACGGAGAAGUCUCGCUGCAGUCAACCAUCACUGCGAUGGCUCAGGUUUUUGCUGGUAGUAACAACGUCAAUCUUCUGGAUCCGUCCGGUAACUUCGGUUCUCGUCUGCAGGGUGGAAAGGAUGCGGCGAGCGCUCGUUACAUUUACACAUCGCUCUCGCCGUUCGCGAGGAAAGUGCUGCCCCCGCACGACGAUCGUCUGUUGAAGUACCAGUUUGACGACGGCGACAAAAUUGAGCCGGAGUGGUAUGUUCCCGUUGUGCCCAUGCUUCUAGUCAACGGCACGGAAGGCAUUGGAACCGGUUGGAGCAGCAGCAUUCCCAGUUACAAUCCGGAAGACAUCGUCGACAAUCUGCGGCGCCUGAUGGACGGCAAAGAGCUAGAAACCAUGACUCCCUGGUACCGCGGCUGGACGGGCACCAUCGAGAAACUCUCUGAGCAUAGGUUUAAGUUCAGCGGCGCCAUCAGGCAGAUCAAUGAGCUUCAAGUUGAGGUUACAGAACUGCCAAUCAAGAUGUGGACCCAGAACUUCAAGGAAAAGCUCGAAGAGAUCAUUAAGGGCGAGAAGACACCCAGUUUCAUCAAGGACUACGUCGACUACAAUUCGCCCUCCAAGGUGCAUUUCAUCAUUACCAUGAACUCCGAGGCAGCGAUGCAGCAGGCUCUCGACGUGGGAUUGGUCGAGAAGUUCAAGCUUAGCAACACCGUCGCUACAACCAACCUAGUCGCAUUCGACCCUCAGGGGAGGAUCAAUAGGUACAAUUCGGUCGAGGACAUCCUAAAGGAGUUCUAUCUCAUCCGUCUGAAGUUCUACCAGAAGCGGAAGGAGGUUCUGUUGGUGGAUUUGAACCUUGAACUCCAGAAGCUCAGCAACCAGGCGCGUUUCAUACAGAUGAUCAUCAAGAAAGAGUUAAUCGUCGCCGGUAAGAAACGGCCAGAUAUCAUCGCCCAGCUGCAGAAGCACAACUUCCAGCCGUUCUCGAAGAAGAAGGAGGCCGAGAUGGCGGGAGAGACUGAGCCGGCGCUCGAGCUCGACGAGGACGGUGAAGCGGUGGAGGAGGAGAGUGCUGCGGCUGCGGAAAAUCCUGGCGACAGCUACAAUUACUUGCUUGGCAUGGCCAUCUGGACUUUGACGUGGGAGAAAGCGCAAAAGCUUCUCGCUGACGUUGCGGAUAAGGAGAAGGAAAUUGAAAUUCUCAUGGGAAAGUCUCCCAAGGACCUGUGGAAAACCGAUCUCGAAGAGUUUAUCACCGAGUGGAGACAUCAGCUCGAGGAGGACAUCAGACUUGCGCAGACGGUAGUCAAGAAGAAGUCCGGCGGAAGGGCUGGCGCAAAGGGCCGAGCCGUGAAGGGGAAGGGGAAGAAGAAGGAUGACGAUACAGAGGACGAGUACGAUGCUUCCCCGAAACGGAAGAAGGCGGCUCCCGCGAAGAAGCAGGCGACAUUGCCAUUCGCGGCGGAGAGGACGGAGAAGAAACCUGCUGCCCGGGCCGCAGCAAAGAAACCGCCAAUAAUCCUGGAUGAUGAUGAUGCACUCGAUGACUCCGAUUUCGACAUGUUGGAGGUCACCGCCCCGAAGAAGGCUCCCCAGCCAGUGAAACCCAAAGCCGAGCCGGUCAAGCCGAAGGCGGACGAGUUCGAUGACGACGACCUGGAUUUCAUCCACAAGUUUGAGACGACCAAGAAAGUCCAGCCAAAGGCCGAAGACAAGGAAGGUGACGACUUUGCUACAGCAGACGAAGGCCCGACUACGAAAUCCGAAGCGGACGAUUCGGACUUGGAACUGCUCCCCAACCCCAAGGCGAAGCCCGUACCUAAGAAAGCGGCUGCUUCAGUGAAGUCUGAAGAUGUCGAUUCGGAUUCGGACCUUGCUCCUAGGCCCAAAGCGAAGCCCGUUCCCAAAAAGGCUGCUGCAUCCGCGAAGCCUACUGCAAAGCCCAAGACCACCGCCGCUGCCAAAGCGGCACCCAAAGCGAAGCCGGUUGUCGACCUGUCGGAUUACGACCUGUCUAGCGAGGAAGAAAUUGCCCCCAAGCCGCGAGCCAAGCGUGCUGCAGUUAAGAAGCCGAUCCUCAUGUCUUCGGACUCGGAAGACGACCAACUGGGCGACGUGAGCGCGCUGGUCAAGGGUGUUGGUGAUGCGAGCGCUGUUUCUACUGCUCGCCCCUUGUUCUCCUCCAAGCCCACUGCUCCCGCCAAGAAGCCCACUCCCAAGAAAGCCGUCUCGAUCUACGACUUCGACGAAGGCGACGAGAACGACUUUGCGCCCCCACCAAAGCCAGCAGCCAGAUCUAAGCCAGAGCCCAAGAAGGCUGCCGCCGUACCAGCCAAGAAGGCAGCUGCCCCCGCCAAGCCCGCCGCCCCCAAGCCUCGCGCAAAGAAGAUCCUAGAGUCGGAAGACGACGAGUCGGACAUGGACUUGGACUUGGAUAUCGACCGCACCGUGGACGACCUGCUAAGCUCCGACAUCGAGAUCAAGCCCAAGGCUGCGAAACCCAAGGCUGCUGCUCCUCCUGCCAAGAAGGCUGCUGCUCCGCCGCCAAAGAAGGCUGCACCACCACCGAAGAGCAAGCCGGCCCCUGUCGAUGAGGAAUCGUCGCCGCCGGUUAGGGCUAGAACGGGACGUGCGGCGGCUGCGAAGGCGAAGUACCGCAUCCUUGAUUCGGACGAGGACGAGGAGGAGGACGAGGAGAGUGAGGACUCGUAUGGCGAUGAUGAUGGCGAUGAUUAGAUGGUUGGCUGAUUGGAUUUGGUGUUGGUGUUGGUGUUGGUGUGGGUUGGUGUGGGCU
Messenger RNA from Tricharina praecox, 5624 nucleotides. RefSeq names its product DNA topoisomerase II. The transcript has 5 exons. Gene Ontology annotation, molecular function: DNA binding; ATP binding; DNA topoisomerase type II (double strand cut, ATP-hydrolyzing) activity. Gene Ontology annotation, biological process: resolution of meiotic recombination intermediates; DNA topological change; sister chromatid segregation. Gene Ontology annotation, cellular component: nucleus. The record is from RefSeq and is a predicted model, not a curated record. The coding region runs from base 320 to 5566 and encodes 1748 amino acids. Lineage: Eukaryota; Fungi; Ascomycota; Pezizomycetes; Pezizales; Pyronemataceae.